AUGAUUGACUGCAGCAGCUUCUACAAAUGCGACGAGAAUGGUGUGGCUUGGCUCAUACCAUGCCCAGCUGGACUCGAGUACAAUGCGAACCUGAGGGUAUGCGACUACCCAGAGAGUGCUGUUUGCUCAUCGUCUGCUGAUCCAAGUAACCCAUCUGGCGACGAUUCCUCUAAUGGCGGUCAAGACAACGGAAAUACUGGCUCUGGUAAUGGCAAAAGCCCACAGGAACCAGCUGCAGAUGCUCCCACAUGCCCACCUUGGAAUCCGGAUGACGUCACCCAAUUGCCUAACCCCAGCGACUGUAACAGCUUCUACAAAUGCGACGAGAACGGAGCUGCCUGGUUUAUCCCGUGCCCAGCAGGGCUGCAGUACAACGCCGAGCUGAGGGUUAGUGCAACUUGUCAGGGAGCGUCCGGGCCAUUUCCGAACCCGGACAGCUGCUCAAGCUUCCUUCAGUGCGAGCCAUCAGGUGUCGCAACGGUCAUCCCGUGCCCAGCAAACCUCGAGUUCAAUCCAAAGCUGAGGGUGUGCGACUACCCAGAGAGAGCUGGCUGCUCCUCAUCCUCGUCUCCACCUGCUGACGACGACAAUGGUUCUGGUGGGGGAUCAGACGACAAUGGAGGUGCUUCACCAGCUCCACCUUCUGACGACGCCCCCACCUGUCCACCGUGGAAUCCUGAUGACGUCACCCAGCUCCCCAAUCCGAAUGACUGCGGCAGCUUCUACAAGUGUGACGAGAACGGCGUUGCCUGGGUCAUUGAAUGCCCAGCUGGUCUCGAAUACAAUGCAGAGCUGAGAGUGUGUGAUUAUCCAGAAAAUGCUGGUUGCUCAAGCAACCCGUCGGAAGAUACGCCCUCUGAGGGGGAUGAAGAUGACGAAAAUUCUAAUGGAGAUAAUGAGGUAAGCCCGAAUCCACCAGCUGGAGAUGCUCCUACAUGUCCAGAGUGGAAUCCAAACGACGUCACGCAGUUGCCCAAUCCAAAUGACUGCAGUAGCUUCUACAAAUGCGACGAGAACGGUGUGGCUUGGCUCAUACCGUGCCCGGAUGGACUAGAGUACAACGCGGAGCUGAGAGUGUGCGAUUACCCUGAAAGUGCCGGUUGCUCUUCGUCAGCUACACCAAGUAACCCACCUGGCGACGACCCCUCUGACGACGAUCAGGAGAAUGGUAACGCCGACUCUGGUAACGGCGAAAGCACGCAGCAACCACCUGGAGAUGCUCCCACCUGUCCACCUUGGGAUCCAGAAGACGUCACCCAGCUGCCGAACCCCAGUGACUGCAACAGCUUCUACAAGUGCGACGAGAACGGCGUGGCCUGGUUGAUACCGUGCCCGGAGGGCCUGCAGUACAACGCCGAGCUUAGGGUGUGCGACUACCCUGCAGAUGCCGGAUGUUCUGUCUAA
Schistocerca serialis cubense is the source of this 1404-nucleotide messenger RNA. Its product is annotated as chondroitin proteoglycan 2-like. Gene Ontology annotation, cellular component: extracellular region. The record is from RefSeq and is a predicted model, not a curated record. Lineage: Eukaryota; Metazoa; Arthropoda; Insecta; Orthoptera; Acrididae. The transcript has 3 exons. Gene Ontology annotation, molecular function: chitin binding. Bases 1 to 1404 code for a protein of 467 amino acids.